CUGCUCUUCUUGGCUCGUGCUGCCUUUUAAAGCAAACCGACACAGCAUGUUAUUCCCCACUCGGCCAGAGGACGGGACACGGUGAGGAGCUGCUGUGUCGCUUAUUCUACCCCCCCUUCUCCUGUCGUCACCCCCCAUUGUCCUUGUUGCCUUUAGUUGCCUUUUUAUUAGUUCGUAUACACGAUUAGUUAGUGUCAGUCAUGUAUCGCUAUUUCGGGGAGCUGCUGAGCCGCUCUGCGGGUAGUGCUCUGGCCUCUGGGUGCGUGGACUCCGCUCUCCCGGUGUCCUCGUCCCUGAUGCGGGUCCGUCACUAUGCCGAUGCAGCGGACAAGCCUGACGAUCCCAACUUCUUCAAGAUGGUCGAAGGCUUCUUCGACCGCGGAGCCGCCAUCGUGGAGGACAAGCUGGUGGAAGAUCUGAGGACCAGGGAGAGCCCCGAGCAGAAGAGGAACCGUGUGCGGGGCAUCCUGCGCAUCAUUAAGCCCUGUAACCACGUCCUCAGCGUGUCUUUCCCCAUCAAGAGGGAUAACGGAGAGUGGGAAGUGGUGGAGGGCUACCGCGCCCAGCACAGCCAGCACAGAACACCAUGCAAAGGGGGUAUCCGUUACAGUACAGACGUGUCUGUGGAUGAGGUCAAAGCCCUGGCCUCUCUGAUGACCUACAAAUGUGCCGUUGUUGAUGUGCCAUUUGGGGGAGCCAAAGCUGGGGUCAAGAUCAACACCAAGAAUUAUUCUGAUAAUGAGCUGGAGAAGAUUACCAGGAGAUUCACCAUCGAGCUGGCCAAGAAGGGUUUCAUCGGACCUGGCAUUGAUGUCCCCGCCCCAGACAUGAGCACAGGAGAGAGGGAAAUGUCCUGGAUCGCCGACACAUAUGCCAACACCAUCGCACACACUGACAUCAACGCCCAUGCGUGUGUGACAGGAAAGCCCAUCAGCCAGGGAGGAAUCCACGGACGCAUCUCAGCCACAGGUCGUGGAGUUUUUCACGGCAUCGAGAACUUCAUUAACGAGGCGUCCUAUAUGAGCAUGCUGGGCCUGACACCAGGCUUCCAGGACAAGACCUUCAUCGUCCAGGGCUUUGGUAAUGUGGGUCUGCACUCCAUGAGGUACCUGCACAGGUUCGGGGCCAAGUGUGUGGGUGUCGGUGAGAUUGAUGGGGCCAUCUACAACCCAGAGGGCAUCGACCCCAAACAGCUGGAGGACUACAAACUGAACAACGGCACCAUUGUGGGCUUCCCAGGAGCUAAACCCUAUGAAGGGAACAUUUUGGAAGCCGACUGCCACAUCCUGAUCCCUGCUGCCGGAGAAAAGCAGCUCACACGUCACAACGCCCCCAGGAUCAAGGCCAAGAUCAUUGCUGAGGGUGCCAAUGGUCCCACCACCCCAGACGCUGACAAGAUCUUCCUGGAGAACAACGUCAUGGUUAUUCCUGACAUGUACCUGAACGCCGGCGGUGUUACGGUGUCUUAUUUCGAGUGGCUGAAGAAUCUGAAUCAUGUCAGCUAUGGAAGACUGACCUUCAAAUAUGAGAGAGACUCAAACUACCACCUGCUCAUGUCUGUGCAGGAAAGUUUAGAGAGGAAGUUUGGCAAGCAGGGAGGACCCAUCCCCAUCGUACCCACCGCUGACUUCCAGGCCAGAGUCGCUGGUGCCUCUGAGAAGGAUAUUGUCCACUCUGGGCUGGCUUACACCAUGGAGAGAUCUGCCCGGCAAAUCAUGCGCACGGCCAGCAAGUACAACUUGGGUCUGGACCUUCGGACGGCCGCCUACGUCAACGCCAUCGAGAAGGUCUUCAAAGUCUACAACGAGGCUGGGCUCACCUUCACAUAAAUGGAGAAUCACAAGCCACACGUCCUCUGCCUCCCCUCGCCUUCCUGUGAUUGAUCUCCCUCUCCCCCCUUCAGAACAUAUCACUGUUUACCGCUGCUCUUUGCCUCUAUUACUCACACACACUCACACAUACAGUGAGACAUUAGCUGGUCUGGUAUGUAUCCAGUGAGCUUUGUGCUGCCAUUAUGCUGUAUCUGCACCUCUGUUUAAAUGUUGCCUUCUUCUUGUUUUCACCCUGAGUUUAUAUUGAGAAAAAGCAGAUGGAGAGUUAUGUCCUAUCAGAAUUAAAGGCUCCUGUCCCUGCCGCAGCUCUCAUUUAAACGUUCAUGUUAAUGUUGAACGGCAGCCAUGUUGAAAUGCCCUUUUUGCGUUAGCCGAUUGCACGUGUGACUUUCCUGUUGCGAUUAUUUCACUUUACAGCACUACAGAUGCCUUAUUUCAGAAAGAGGUCCUCUCUGAAAGUGGGAUGACUGCUUCAGUUUAACUUUAAUUAAAAGGGAUUUAGAUUUAAUUUCAUGUGGAUAAAAGAGAAUAGUAAUUUUAAAUGCUCUAAACUUGUAAAGGUUAGUGGUGAAGUUGGCAAGAUUUAGAAUUCCCAGUUUUUCAUAGUUUGUGUUUUUACUGUUCGAGGUUUGAUAGAUGCUGUCCCACUCCUCGUUCGCUGUCCCCCCCCCCCGGUCGCUUUGUCUUGUUUAUUAAACGCAGCUUCUCCCCCGACUCCUCCGCUGGCCAAGAGAGGGGAGCAGGGAGGGGGUUAGGUGUCCCUGUGACCGCCCGUACCCCUGGUUGAAUUUUUCUCAGUUUUAAUCGUCCAGUUCCUCAACAUCAAAAGUGUUAUGGAGGAAAAUUACUUUUUAUUUUUAUUUUAUCCAUUUUUUUGGAAACCAAUAAAAUGUUCAAUAAAAGGUA
Scatophagus argus is the source of this 2738-nucleotide messenger RNA. It is a transcript of the gene glud1b, whose product is annotated as glutamate dehydrogenase 1b. Bases 201 to 1829 code for a protein of 542 amino acids. The transcript has 13 exons. Gene Ontology annotation, cellular component: mitochondrion. Gene Ontology annotation, molecular function: L-glutamate dehydrogenase (NAD+) activity. Gene Ontology annotation, biological process: L-glutamate catabolic process. NCBI's taxonomy places the organism in Eukaryota, Metazoa, Chordata, Actinopteri, Scatophagidae. The record is from RefSeq and is a predicted model, not a curated record.